AAAACAGCAUGUUGUUUUGGUUAGCAACGAAUGGAUCGCGUUUCGCAUUAUUUUCAACAAUUUUACGGCAAAUAGCGCUGGAUGUUUAAUGAAAAAUGAAAAAUCUUCCUGUGCUAACUAAUCUUCGGUCACAGUUCAGCGAAAUUCCAUCGAAACAAAAUGAGAUUUUGGCCAAUCUAGGAACACCCCACAUCGAUUCCUUCAAUUACAUGCUGGAAGAAGGUAUUGAUGAUGUAAUUCGAAACCUGGAACCAGUAGAAUUUGAACUACCCAGCAAGAAUCGAGUGCGUUUACGUGUCACCGGGUGCUCAAUUGCAAAACCAACGAUUCCACUGAGUCAAAUUAAUGUCAGGGAGAAGCGGAUUUUCCCUUCUGAAUGUCGACAGAAGAAUGAAUCGUACACGGGAAUGUGUACGAUAAUGAUCGACUGGGAUGUGGAUGGUCAACCGAAACCUCCAAUAACGAGAGACGUUGGGCCUUUGCCAAUUAUGUUGCGAUCAAAGGCAUGUAAUUUGGGCGGAUUAUCACCACAAGAGCUGGUUGAACGAGGAGAGCACGAGGAUGAAUGGGGUGGACAUUUCAUCGUGAGGGGUCUUGAGAAGUUGAUUAGAAUGUUAAUUAUGACGAGGAGGAAUUUUCCCAUAGCUCUGAAUAGAAAUUCCUGGAAGGAACGUGGAAAGGAAUUCAGCAGUACCGGUGUCAUGAUUCGAUGCGUAAAGACGGAUCAAACUUCCACGAACAAUGUGCUACAUUACCUUGUAAACGGGACGGCAAAACUGAUGUUCUCGAUUAGAAAAUCGCUAACAUUCGUUCCUAUCGUGAUGCUGUUGAAAGCUCUUUCGGAUUACACGGACAAUGAAAUAUUCAAACGACUCAUCGCCGGCUUCGAACAUGAUCAAUAUUACAAACAUUGUAUACAGAACAUGCUUCGAGAAUUGCACGAAGAGGGCAUUCAUAAUCAAAUAGAAUGUAAAAAUUACAUUGGAAAUGUUUUUCGCCAACGAUUGUAUCAUUUACCACCAUGGUAUACAAAUCAGGAAACGGCAGAUUACUUGUUGAAGAGCUGCGUUCUAAUUCACCUGGACAACGAUCUGGAUAAGUUUAACCUGUUGGUUUUCAUGAUGCAGAAACUGUUUACUGCCGCACAAGGACGUUGCAAAGCAGAGGGUGCUGAUAGCGUUAUGAUGCAAGAGUUGCUACUAGGAGGACAUCUGUACCAGAAGCUAUUGCGUGAACAUUUUGUUUCAUUCCUCAACGGCAUGAAGUUCAACAUUUUAAAGCUUUGUAGCGACGCAGAUGCCCACCUAUCGCAAAAUGAAAUGAUAAUGGCUUGCAAGAAUACUGCAAGCUUGGAUCGUUCGUUUGCUAAUUUUCUAGCAACGGGUAAUAUGCCGAAAGCAAGCGAGAUGGGAUUGAUGCAGGAUUCCGGAUUGGUUAUAGUUGCCGAGAACAUCAAUCGAAUGCGAUACAUGUCCCAUUUCCGUGCUGUCCAUCGUGGUUCGUUUUUUGUUACAAUGCGAACAACUGAAGCAAGACAGUUGCUACCCGAUGCCUGGGGCUUCAUCUGUCCCGUUCAUACGCCCGAUGGAACGCCAUGUGGUUUGCUAAAUCAUUUGACCUCCGAUUGCCUCGUUUCUAAUAGUGCAGAUCCAAAAAAGGUGGCUAACAUUGAAAGAUGCUUGAUCCGGUUCGGAAUGACGCCCAUCAAUAGCAUAUGCUUCGACAGUUUCCAGACUCGAGAUUGUUAUACCGUUAUGCUGGAAGGUAAAAUUAUCGGACACAUCCCGAAAAAUAUCGCGGCCGUAGCGGUUUAUAAGCUCCGUUUGCUGAAGAUCGAAGGACAGGAAAUCCCGGAAGCCACAGAAAUCGCUAUGAUACCUUCCAAGGAAGGCGGUCAAUAUCCAGGAUUGUACAUUUCCGUAGGCGUAGCUCGAAUGAUGCGUCCGGUCAUGAAUUUGUUUGCCAACAAAAUUGAGCUGAUCGGAACGUUCGAACAAGUUUACAUGGACAUCUGCAUAACCCAGGAGGAAGCUUACCCGAAUGUGACGACACACAUGGAGCUGUCAAAAACAUCUUUUUUAAGCAAUUUGGCAAAAUUGAUUCCCAUGCCGGAUUGUAAUCAAUCGCCACGAAACAUGUACCAGUGUCAGAUGGGCAAGCAAACUAUGGGAACUCCUUGUCACAAUUGGCAGUUGCAGUGUGUUUCGAAAUUUUAUCGCUUGCAAACUCCGGGAACGCCAUUGUUUAGACCGGUUCAUCAUGACAACAUCGAUCUGGACAACUAUGCCAUGGGAACGAAUGCCAUUGUAGCGGUGAUUUCAUAUACAGGUUACGAUAUGGAAGAUGCAAUGAUCAUCAACAAGUCAGCAUUCGAGCGUGGCUUUGCCCAUGGAAAUAUUUACAAAAAUGAGUUCAUCGAACUCAAAGGAGAUAGUUUCUUCGCUCGAGAUCCUCGCAAUGAAAACCUUAAGCCUUUCCUAGAUAACGAUGGUCUUCCCUUCCGAAGUGCCCUGCUUGCGUACAAAAAUCCUCUCUAUUGUUACUUCGAUACCAAUGAUCACAGUUACCAUGUGGUGAAAUUCGAAGGGCACGAAGCUGCCAUUGUAGACAACAUCAAACUUUGCGGAUCCACUUUGUCCAGCGCACCGAAACGAGCCGUUAUUACUUACCGCAUAGUUAGGAAUCCGAAUGUUGGCGAUAAGUUCGCUUCCCGAGCUGGACAGAAGGGCAUUUGUUCUCAAAAGUGGCCAGCUGUUGAUUUGCCAUUUACCGAGUCGGGCAUGAUUCCGGACAUCAUCUUCAAUCCACACGGGUUUCCGUCGCGUAUGACAAUUGCUAUGAUGAUCGAAACGAUGGCAGGCAAAACAGGCGCUUGUCACGGUUUGGUGCACGAUGCUACACCGUUCAGAUUUACCGAGAACAACACUGCUAUCGAUUACUUUGGUCGACUACUAGAAGCCAGUGGGUACAAUUAUUUUGGAACCGAGCGGAUGUACAGUGGAGUCGAUGGACGAGAGAUGAAAGCGGAUAUAUUUUUCGGAAUUGUGCACUAUCAACGCUUGCGCCACAUGGUGUCAGACAAAUGGCAAGUUAGGUCCACUGGGCCGCUGGAUCAGUUGACUCACCAACCGAAUAAAGGUCGUUCCCGUGGGGGAGGUGUGCGAUUUGGAGAAAUGGAACGCGAUGCAUUGAUUGCGCAUGGUGCGUCCUUCUUGCUGCAGGAUCGAUUGUUCCAUGGGUCGGAUAAGAUAACGACACUGGUGUGCAGGAGUUGUGGUACGCUGCUAGGUCCAAUCAGCAGCAUUACGAAGAAGAUCACUGCGAACACCACCGAGACGCAACGAACGCCUGCCACCUGUCGACUCUGUCGCAGCGAUAAAGAAAUCGGAUACGUUGAAAUACCGUACAUUUUCAAGUUUUUGGUUUCGCAGCUGACGGCAAUGAACAUCAAUGUUAAACUGGACCUAGAGAUGCCUCAGCUGUAAAUGUAGGUUAUUUUUUCUUGUUUCAAUAAAUCUUUUAUAAACGCGAAA
Messenger RNA from Ochlerotatus camptorhynchus, 3533 nucleotides. RefSeq names its product RNA polymerase I subunit Rpl135 (gene RpI135). The record is from RefSeq and is a predicted model, not a curated record. Gene Ontology annotation, cellular component: RNA polymerase I complex; nucleus. Gene Ontology annotation, biological process: DNA-templated transcription. The transcript has 4 exons. Gene Ontology annotation, molecular function: ribonucleoside binding; DNA binding. Bases 96 to 3485 code for a protein of 1129 amino acids. NCBI's taxonomy places the organism in Eukaryota, Metazoa, Arthropoda, Insecta, Diptera, Culicidae.